AAUAGCUAAGAGCAUAAGAUGCCUUCUAAUCGCGCGAGCUUGCUAUUUGCUCAGCUUACAAGCUAUAACAACGAUUGAUCUGGCUUUAAUUUGAAGUUGAGGAUAAGCUUGUUAACUGUUAUUCGAGACAUUCGCCUCACAGUGCGUUAUUGAACUAUUUAUCCAGCUCCACGAAUAAUUGUUUUCAUUUAAUUUCACAAAACUCGCAUGUUUGUAUAAACGGAAGAGUAGCCGCCCCGAAGUCUUCAUGCGGUUUCUGUAACAGUAGUUUUUGCCCGCUCGCAUAGACUUGUUGUAUUGUAUUUUCUCCUCCUCGGAUGCUUUGCUUUUUGUCCAUGAUAAUUUUUACGGUUGCAGAGGCGGAAAGAGAGCUCACACCCUUAAAACCGAAACUUAGAUCAUGUGUCAAAUGACAAUCAUGCGGGUUGAAACUUUCCAGUCACAGUGUGUCAUAACAGAGUAAUAUCGCGAAAUAUUUUAGCUAAUAGGUCAUAAAUGUAAACCCCCGAGCCGACUUUGUGCUUAUACAAGUGAUACUGGUUAUGGUUUGGAUGUUUGGGAGCGAGUUGCUAUUAUUUUCGAAAGAUAAUGUGUGUGCCAUAAAUUAAACUUAACAACGCUAUUUUUACGUCUGUUUAGUGACGUCACAACUCCCUCUGCGAUACAUGAAACUGACCGCCUAAAAGCGCAAACUAAUAUAUUGCAGUUCCUUUGUUAUCUGAAAUAACAUUAGAGUUUCGAUGGCGAUUGCGAUGGCGAGAGGAAAAUUCUCUACUUUCGCUCUAUUUACGAUCGGACUUGUUUUAUCGAGUGGUGUCUCAUUUCGCGGAUUCUUUGUCGAAGGUGCUGUCAGUGUUAGCGAGGAGCUUUUGAUUCGACAUAUCGUGGAUAACAUAAAUCCGAACGUCAGACCCGUAUUAAACCUGUCUGAGGCAGUAAAUAUUACUUUGGACAUAACUUUUCACGGUGUGAUCGAAAUGGCCGAAAAAUAUCAAAUUCUCACUAGUAGUGUUUGGGUACGGCAGAGAUGGAUAAACCAACUGAUCAGGUGGAAUACCAGCGAAUACGGUGGACUCGAAGAAAUAUCUAUUGAUUCUUCCCUCUUGUGGCUGCCGGACAUUGUUCUUUAUAACAAUGUUUUUGAAGAAUUUGGCGGUAGAAUGGAUAACGUGAAAACUCGAAUUCGAGUAAACAGCACGGGUCAUUGUUACUGGGCAGCGCCUUUCAUCUUCAAAACUUCGUGUCAUUUUAACGUAAGAGAUUUUCCUUUCGAUGAGCAGCAGUGUAAACUCAAGUUUGGCUCUUGGAAUCUCCACAAGGGACUACUCGAUUUAGUUCCCAAGCGGAAUUUGGCACCAGUGGCAAAGGAAAAAGUAGAGAAUGGGGAGUGGAAUCUAACAUCCAUCCAGAUCAAGCGGAGCGAAGAUGAAUAUGCGUGUUGCCCAGAUGAGAAAUACACUGACGUUACAUUUUAUAUCAACCUCAAGCGGCGCUCUUUGUUUUACACCUACAAUCUGAUCAUACCUAACUUUCUCAUAGCUCUACUUGCCUUCUUUUCGUUUUAUAUUCCAGUGGAGUGUGGCGAGAGAAUAUCAUUCGUGAUCACCGUCUUACUGAGCAUGACCGUAUUUCUGCUGUUGGUUGCGGAGAGCAUUCCUCCCACUUCUGAGGCAGUGCCAGUCAUUGGAAUGUACUAUACUUGCUCGAUCAUUGAAGUCGCCUUAGCACUUGUUGCAACUGGCAUCAGUUUAAAGGUGUACUACAGCUAUUUGUACGGAAAAGGCUUAUCACCUCGGUUACGAAGAUUCCUUUUUUGUCGUUUGGGACCAUUACUGUGGGUUGACACGGAAAUUGUCAGCGGGGCCAAACUUGCAAAAAACAAAUCGUGCCUCCUGUUUAAAUGUCUCAAAAGGCCUAAGUCAAGCGUUCCACGGGAUAGUGUCAUCUCGAUGUACAAUGUUAUAGAGAACAAAGCGAAUCUGCUUAACGGAGUAGCGACGACAGCGAAAAACGAAGCAAAUUUGCUUGCUGUUGAUGCUCAGACUUCAGCUGAAACCGACAUCACCCUUUUAGAGACACAAAACAGUUUAUCUGGCCAAGAGAUAAGACAGAGAGUCAAAAAAACGUCUACGGCGCCCGAACCGCAACAUGCAGUCUCUUCGACACUGAAGGGGUACAAGGACACCGACUUCCAUGCGACAGAAAGUAGGAUUGCUGCGGCCAUAGUGGAUCGAGCUUUCAUGGUGUUGUUUAUUUUAGUGUUUUUCGCGUCGACACUUAUCAUUUUACUUUUGCCAUUUAUCAGGAAAGGAUGAUCUCAAGCCAAGGCUCAAAUAUGAACUAAAACGCUCUCGGGUCGCGAAGUUGUCUUCUUUUGGGUGUCUGAUGAAUGGAAAAAGUGGUCACGCACCAACAUCUGUCACGUGAGCAAGCAAGCUUCAAUGUUAUAACUAUGCAGCUUUUCGCGUGACAUAAAUCACGUUGAAGAUGUAAAGUAAGAAAGAAAAAUUGCCAUCAAGAAUGUCUUUUGGACGGAAAGUUUGAUGCAAACUUGCAUAAAAACAACCGUUGCCCUGCUUUUGGUUUAGCCAUAAGACGAGGAUUGUAACAGUUUUAUCCUCGAGUUGGUUGGUUACUGUUCGCGUGGUUCAAAGUAAUAAUUUUUCUGAAACAAUUUGGCAAAAUUCUUUUAAUGUGACUUUCAUUUGACGAGUUUGCAAAUAAAAUUUUAUUCUGUGGUCCAUACCUUUUUUUAUGGAACAUUUUUGAGAUUAUAUACACUUGCGACUAUUGAUUUGUAUCAAAGAGAUUUUACUUCAUCUUAGAGGAAGGAACUCACUCGAAAAGGAGGAGCACGUAAUUUUAUAAAUUUAAAUGUAAAUAAUUUUCAUCUGUUUUAAAAUUAAUGAUGACUGUGUUACAACUAACAAACAUGUUAUGUAAAUGGAAAAGCGCAUAAUUUUCUUU
This is a messenger RNA of Pocillopora damicornis (cauliflower coral), 2967 nucleotides long. Its product is annotated as neuronal acetylcholine receptor subunit alpha-10. Lineage: Eukaryota; Metazoa; Cnidaria; Anthozoa; Scleractinia; Pocilloporidae. Gene Ontology annotation, cellular component: postsynaptic membrane. Gene Ontology annotation, molecular function: acetylcholine-gated monoatomic cation-selective channel activity; transmembrane signaling receptor activity. The record is from RefSeq and is a predicted model, not a curated record. Gene Ontology annotation, biological process: monoatomic ion transmembrane transport.